Tribolium madens (black flour beetle) is the source of this 562-nucleotide messenger RNA. RefSeq lists its product as uncharacterized. The transcript has 3 exons. Bases 233 to 562 code for a protein of 109 amino acids. The record is from RefSeq and is a predicted model, not a curated record. Lineage: Eukaryota; Metazoa; Arthropoda; Insecta; Coleoptera; Tenebrionidae.
CGUUAGGUCGAUGUGCUCCGUGCUCCCCAAACCUCAAACUCAUUUUUGUGUAUAUUUUGCUGUUUGAUAAUGAAUACAGCGGGUGGAAUCGAUAGAACUAUAGAAAUUGACCUAGAAUGCGAAGAAGCAAUAUUGCACUCCGCCUGAAAUUAAUAAUAAGGCGAAGGAGGUUACACUGGAUUUACUGCCUAACAAGUCAAAAGAAAAAUAUAACCUCCAGUACAAACUAUUUAUGGAUUGGUGUUCUACAAAAAACGUGAAAAGGUCACUCUUUGUCCCCAUCUUUUCGUUAUAUCCUGUAUUUCUAACAACAUUGAGAAAACGAAUCAUCAAAGGUACAACAUGGCCCCUCCUAUGCAGUCUCAAUAAAACUGAUUCUAUGUGGAUGACUGCUUCACAUUUAUGGUGUUCAGGUGUCGUAAACAUGCCUUAUUAUCCCGCUUUACGAGCCACCGUCUCCAUCCAGCCCUACAAACAUGAAUCGCCGGCUUGGUUCAUUUUCUUACAAGGUGUUAUUUCGGACACCAAUAAACCACAAAACAACUCUUUUUAUCUGAUAUAA